AUGUGUCGACAUUGGUAUCGAGCUGCUUUGGCUGUCUUCUGCCUGGUCUACUCUGUGGAAUGGUUGGAAUGCGGUGCAGUGUCGUUCCGCUCUGCGGCGGUUGAUGGUUUCGCCUCUCACAGAGGCAUAUCUAGCUCAAUACCAAGGGGUUACUUGGUCCCACCAUCGCAUAUACCAGCACGUUGGGAAAAUGGCUACACUUUCACGAAUACACACAAGACAGGCGGUUGGGAUGCAACUUCAUUUUCUCGACGAAACCGCGCCCAUUUCUCUCGUGGCGCCUCGUCUGACGACUCCAGUGUCCAGGCAAUGGGCAUUCCAGAUUCCCCCUUGAAGCCCAAGCCUCUACCCAUUGACUCAGGCGUACCACUGGAGAAUCAACCUUUGCCGCCAUGGGCGCUUGAGUUUGUGACGGGCAACGAUGUUCCCAAGGAGCCGUACACCCCUAGGCAUUACAGCGAAGCCGAGAUCGCGUCUCAUUUCGAAAAGGUCAACGAGGAAACGCGUAGCCGUUCAGUGGUCCGUCACGUGAAGGAGUCGAAGGACGCUCCAUUGAAGAGUUACGGCUUCAAGUUCAAGCAGAUUCAGCCUGUCCGACACCACAACGGCAGGGCAUUCACGUUCUUCUACGCGCAUUCCUUGCAUACUGACGUGAUUCCCGUGCUCAUGAACAGCUUGAGGCGUGUGGCAAAGCGUCACCUGGGUGCUGGGCGCAUCACGGCUUUGCGGAUCCCCGGCAUGAAAAACGAGUUCUAUUCGGUUGUGGGUUUACGUGAGGAUUUCUUCGACCUUUCUCGUAACCUAACCAAUGUGAUAUUCCGCAACGUGCCGUUGACUGCCACCUUCGAUAAGCCGCUCAUAGGCCGCCUGCGUUUGAAGGGACCCAUCAUUGCCGUUGCAGGGCACCUCGAAUUCGACGAAGAUGCGCAGACCGAAGGUCGGGGCACAAGCUCCGGCUCGGCUGAGGACCGUAAGAUAGAGGUGGUGAACAAGAACCAAUAUCUUUGUUCGUUGUCGAAGGAUGCUUAUCUCGAUAUGGAGGUGAAGAUCGAGUACAUCGCCAACCACGUCAUACCUGAGCGUGGCCCGGAGUCGCUAAAUCGUGACAUCACCUCUGACGGUUUCAUCCAUUUCUGCUCGAGUUGCAUGCCAGUGGAGAUCUUUGCGUUUGACGGCGACCGUCGUGGCAUGAACGAAGACAGCACUAGCGAGAUUGUGACCCUCGAGAUGCACACCGACGGGUCCACAACACCGCGCCUUGCGCUUCUUAACAGCGCCAGCUUCCUGGAGCGCUGGUUCGAACGCACUCUAGAGGCCUUCCACAACGACUGCCAACGCGACCUAGAUGCGCUGCAAGAGGUCAAGGAUUCGAUGCACAUCGAUGAGCUCAUGCACGAUGAGCUAUGUCGCAACGUGCCAUGGAAUCCGUACCGCCUGCCGGAGGAUAGGAUGUCAGCCAAAGCCCGCUGGUUCUACCGAAAGGAUGUGCGCCGCCAGUACCCCAUCGACCCUGAGUCGAAGCUGGCCAAGGAGGAGCAGCGCAAGGAGUGGGCAGAGAUAGUGGAGAACCAGAUGAAGUACAAUGAGGAGAUCAAGCCGAAGUUGGUUGAUGACUCGGAGACGAAGGAUGACCGCUAUUUGACGCAUGAGGAAAUUGAGGAGCUGGCCGAAUUAAAGGCGCCGUCUUGGGUCUUCAAGGAUCCCUUGGGCAGUGGUUACCUGGGCCAGGGCGCUGUUCUGGAGUUUGACAAGAACGGGAACCCUCUGCAGUUCCCUAUAGAGUAA
Messenger RNA from Babesia ovata, 1785 nucleotides. RefSeq names its product DNA-directed RNA polymerase subunit alpha. The transcript has 2 exons. Gene Ontology annotation, biological process: DNA-templated transcription. The coding region runs from base 1 to 1785 and encodes 594 amino acids. The record is from RefSeq and is a predicted model, not a curated record. NCBI's taxonomy places the organism in Eukaryota, Apicomplexa, Aconoidasida, Piroplasmida, Babesiidae. Gene Ontology annotation, molecular function: DNA-directed RNA polymerase activity; protein dimerization activity.